Molecule: messenger RNA, 593 nt
Organism: Argiope bruennichi
Lineage: Eukaryota; Metazoa; Arthropoda; Arachnida; Araneae; Araneidae
Product: single insulin-like growth factor-binding domain protein-2
Exons: 4
Coding region: 144-443 (99 amino acids)
Biological process (GO): regulation of signal transduction; regulation of cell growth
Cellular component (GO): extracellular region
Molecular function (GO): insulin-like growth factor binding
Source: RefSeq, a predicted model, not a curated record
AGGAAAUGAGAUAAAUCUAAGAUUUCCUGGAAGUUUCAUUAGAAUCUUAAAUAAAUAGGAGAUGCUAACAGUUCUUGAAGAAUAUGACAAAGUAACAAAACUAUUGGUGACACUCUCAUUUGGAUUAUCAACAGAAGGUGAUAAUGCUUUUCCUCCGUUUGUUUGGUGUGUUGCUCACAGUCAUAUCAUUAACAACCGCUUAUGAUGACGACCGAGAAGCACUGUGCGAGGACAUAACGUGUGAAGACUAUGAUUGUCAGGAAGUCGACACUUGUGAAUUUGGCGAAGUACCGGAUGUAUGUGAAUGCUGUUACACAUGCGCCAAGGGUCCCGGUGAGAGCUGCGGGGGAAUGUAUAAUUUAGCAGGCAUCUGUGCUUGGGGCUAUUUCUGUGAGCCCCAUCCGAAGUAUCCGCAACUCCCUGGCAUCUGCGUCAAGUACUGAAGAGCACUUCAUGCAUCAAUCUCAUAAUUUUUAUGGCCAUCCGAAGAAUUUCCAUCCAACGUUGAUGCUGCGGUUGUGUCUUGUACUGAACAUCUCUCUAAUGCAUCAUCGUUUUAUUUUAUGACUUUAAUAAAGUUUUCAUACAUUUGC